AUGAGGGAGUUCAAGGGCCAAGAAAAUGGCCGGUUCGUCCAGGUCCCUCCGAGCGACUUGCACCGGCAUCUCGGCGACCUCCUGCAGAGCGCGGAUGGAACGGACGUGACCUUUCAAGUCGACGGCAAGACCUUCUCAGCCCAUCAGUCUGUGCUCGCUGCUCGGUCGCCUGUGUUUAAGGCACAGCUCUUCGGCCCCAUGAAGGAUAGUUCUGAUGAUCUGAUUAUGGUUGAUGACAUGGAAGCCGACGUGUUCGGAUCCUUGCUCCAUUUCAUAUACACCGACUCGCUCCCGCAGAUGAGUCGUGAGGGAGACAAUGAAGGUGUGGCAGCCAGUCAUCUCCUGGUAGCGGCGGAUAGGUACGACGUUCAAAGGCUUAAGCUAAUCUGUGAGGAGAAACUGUGCAGCCACAUUGACACGGACACGGUGGCGACCAGUUUGGUUUUGGCUGAGCAACAUAGCUGCCAUGGGCUCAAGGAAGCAUGUCUACAGUUCCUCGUUUCUCCGUCCAGUUUGGAGGGGAUGAAAGUAAGCGAUGCCUACGUGCAUCUCAAAAGCAGUUGCCCAUCUGUUCUCAAGGAGCUGAUUGCUAGACUCCUGCCUGCUGAAUUGAAAGCGGCCAAGGAUAUUGUCAUGGCAAUUUAG
This is a messenger RNA of Triticum turgidum subsp. durum (durum wheat), 645 nucleotides long. Lineage: Eukaryota; Viridiplantae; Streptophyta; Magnoliopsida; Poales; Poaceae. The record is from the annotation of a GenBank genome assembly.